CUGGGGUUUUGCCAAGCGAUCAGUUGGAGUGCUAGUUUGCAGAAGUCGUGGAUCACACCAGUAGAGGCAAGUUCUCAUUUUUCUUGUUCGAUCGCAUUAAAUUUUUGGAUAUGUUUUGAUUUUUCACCACUACUGUGUAGCAGAUUUGUCUAGGAACGAAAGCAGAUGGCAGAUUCUGAGCUAUUAGCUAUUAAAUUUUAUUUCAAUGGUCAUUUCGUUCUUGAUGGGUCAAAAGUUCAGUACAUUAAUGGGGAUGAGGGCUUGUCACAUAUAGACAUUGAGAAAAUUUGAAUCCCAGAACUUGAAGGCCAUCUGUUGGAUCACACAACCUUUCAACAGCCUGUUAGAAUGUACUGGUUACCACCUGGUGAUGCACUAAAUAAUGGAAUGAGGCUGCUUGUAGAUGAUCAGUCCUGCUUGGAGAUGGUGAAAAUUGUUGGAACUACUGGAGCUGUGGACAUUUACACUGAAAUAGUUAAAUUGGAUAUGGGUUGCAGUUCUACAUUGGUAGAGGCUCAUUCUGAUGAAGCUGUAUUUGAUCUAUUUCGGGAUAAUAAUAGCAUGUUUCCAGACUCUCUAGUUAUUGCAAAGGGCGGUACGAACACACAAUGUGAUAAUCCCAAUAGCAGUAUCGCGAACAUACAAACUGAAGGCUUAGAUUCAGAUAGUGGUUCUGAUGCCACUGGUUUUACAGAGGAUGAAGAUGAUGAAGCAGAUGAGAUAAGAAUUAAUUAUAAGCAAUUCAAGAAAAAAAUGAAAAGGAGAGAAGAAAUUCCACUUGACACCCCAGUUGAGUUGGAUCUUCCUCAAAGUGUUGAUGCCAACACCAUAACACAGGUAAAUGACGAGGGAGAUGGCAUUGCAUACUUUGAUUCAGAGGAUGAUGCAUCCUAUGAUGAUGAUAGUGGGGAUUCUGCAGAGAGGAGGAAGUGUCGGUUUCCAAUAUUUGAUAACCAUGCUGAAUUACCACAAAAUGCAGUCGACAUGUGCUUUAGAGGAAAGAUGCAAUUGAAGGAUGCAAUAACAAGGUAUGCGUUGAAAAAGAAGGUAAAUAUAAAAUUUAUCAAAAAUGACAGAGACAGACUUAGGGCUGUUUGUAUGCGGAAAGGUUGUACAUGGUUACUGCAUGCUUCUUACAACUCAAGGAGUGAUUGGUUUCAGAUCGUGACAUAUAAUGGAAAUCAUAGUUGCUGCCCAGAUCUAAAAAACAAAAGGUUGUCUACAAGUAGAAUUUGUGAUAAGUACGAGAGUGUAAUUAAGGCUAAUCCGUCAUGGAAAGCUAGAGAACUGAAAGAGACUGUACAAGAAGAGAUGGGCGUGGAUGUCUCAAUGACAAUGGUCAAGAGGGCGAAGUCAAGAGUAAUAAAGAAGGUAAUGGACGCCCAUAGUGGUGAGUACUCAAGGUUGUUUGACUAUGCUCUUGAGCUGAUGCGAAGUAACCCUGGAAGUAGUGUGCAUGUUGCCCUUGAUCCUGAUGAAAAUGAGCAUGUUUUUCAGCGAUUUUAUGUUUGUUUAGAUGCUUGUCGAAGGGGAUUCUUGGAUGGAUGUCGGAGAGUUAUCGGAUUUGAUGGUUGUUUUCUUAAAGGUGUUGUCAAAGGAGAGUUAUUGUCAGCUGUAGGAAGGGAUGCUAACAAUCAGAUUUAUCCUAUAGCAUGGGCUGUUGUGGAGUAUGAGAAUGCAAGUUCAUGGAAUUGGUUUCUUGGUCAUCUUCAGAAAGAUCUUAAUAUUCCUUAUGGUGGUGAUGGUUGGGUUUUCCUCACAGACCAACAAAAGGGGCUUCUAAGUGUCAUUGAACAUCUAUUUCCAAAGGCUGAGCAUAGAAUGUGUGCAAGACACAUUUAUGCUAAUUGGAGAAAAAGGCACCGUCUUCAAGAGUAUCAAAAGAGAUUUUGGAAGAUUGCAAGGUCAUCAAAUGCUGUGUUGUUUAACCAUUACAAAAGUAAGUUAGCUAAUAAAACACCUAUGGGAUGGGAGGAUUUAGAGAAGACCAAUCCUAUACAUUGGUGUAGGGCUUGGUUCAAGCUUGGAUCUAACUGUGAUUCUGUUGAAAAUAACAUAUGCGAGUCAUUCAACAAUUGGAUUAUAGAAGCACGAUUCAAACCUAUCAUAACCAUGCUAGAGGACAUACGGAUGAAGGUGACUCGAAGGAUUCAAGAGAAUAAGACCAACAGUGAGAGAUGGACCAUGGGAAUUUGUCCUAAUAUUCUCAAAAAAAUAAACAAGAUAAGACAUGCAACCCAAUUUUGUCAUGUUUUAUGGAAUGGUUCUUCUGGAUUUGAAGUCAGGGAAAAGAAGUGGAGGUUCACUGUUGAUCUCUCAGCCAAUACAUGCUCCUGUAGAUAUUGGCAAAUAUCUGGAAUUCCUUGCCAACAUGCAUGUGCUGCCUACUUCAAGAUGGCAGAGGAGCCAAACAACCACGUAAAUAUGUGCUUCUCUAUCGAUCAAUACAGAAAUACAUAUCAAGAUGUCCUCCAGCCAGUUGAGCAUGAGUCCGUGUGGCCUUUAUCAACUAAUCCUAGACCAUUGCCUCCGAGGGUUAAAAAGAUGCCUGGUAGCCCAAAGAGAGCGAGGAGAAAAGACCCUACGGAAGCUGCUGGAUCGAGCACUAAAUCAUCGAAGAGAGGUGGUUCUGUGAAAUGCGGGUUUUGCCAUGAGAAGGGCCAUAACUCUAGGGGGUGCAAAAAGAAAAUGGAACACUCAUCCUCACAUUACCCAUCACAUCCAGAUCAAGCUGCACCUUCUGGAGAAGCCAAUGAUUCCUCGGUUGCUCAUAGAAGGGGAAAGACCUUGCUCUCUCAAAGCCAAGGAAGUGCCGUGCAAUUGGCAAUUGGAGCCACACGAUCUAGGCAAUCCAGGGGAAAACAACCUGCUAUUUCAUCUAAUAGCAAGACGACUAAAAAGGGAAAAAUGCCUGAAGGUUAUGGAUUGUACUAUAGUGAAAGGACCGGUUCCACAUUUCUUCAGUCUGGACAUAAAAAAAGAUUGGUGUCUUUUCCAAGUCGAGAUCAAUAGCUCAAGCUUCAGCUACCUAUGGCGUGGCGCAUCAGACGAGCAUCAACAAGAUGUUGGAUGGCAACAGAAUUAUUUGUUCUUUUUUUUAAGACGAGUCCAGGGUACCUGUGUGAACCUUUGCUUAAUUAUGUCAUGCAUGUUGGCUAUAACUUUUAUAUUGCAAUUUGAGUUGAUUGGGUAAAAUAUAGUUGCUACUUUUACCUACUUACACGAUUUUGUUAUUUCUA
Messenger RNA from Oryza sativa Japonica Group (Japanese rice), 3239 nucleotides. The record is from RefSeq and is a predicted model, not a curated record. Lineage: Eukaryota; Viridiplantae; Streptophyta; Magnoliopsida; Poales; Poaceae.